This is a messenger RNA of Paramecium tetraurelia, 1134 nucleotides long. RefSeq lists its product as uncharacterized. The record is from RefSeq and is a predicted model, not a curated record. The transcript has 6 exons. Lineage: Eukaryota; Ciliophora; Oligohymenophorea; Peniculida; Parameciidae.
AUGAGGAAAGUUUUUAUUUAAAUAAAGAAGGAAUUACUCAAAUUUAAUGAGUUAAUUCGAUCCCUAGCCAUCUUGGCAUUAGUAGUUACAAUAACAACUGCUAAGUUCAUUGACAUUCAUACAACAUUGGCUCAAAUUAAUGCUAAUCCAUUCGGAAAUGUGGUGUUAUCUGCAAUUAAGGCUCAUCUUUAAGCCUAGACUCCAGCCAAUGAAGUUAACAUGUUGUUGAAUGCUGUAGAUGCUGGUAUUGUUUAAGACUAAAAUGAUCACGAUCAUGCUUUUGAGUUGGAUACAACAACUAACAAUAGAAUAGUAGAAGACUUAGACAAAGAAAUCUUGUAUCAUUAGAAUUAAAUAGCAGCGAACACAUAAUUGAGAGACGACACAAUUGAAUCACUUGCUGUUUCUGAAGAAGAUAUCAGAGUUACUAUUCAAGAUAUUGCAAACAUUGAAGCCACUUAUGCCAGGGAAGAAACCACAAGAAAUCAACAACACGAAACUUUUAUUGCUAAAACUACUGCUAUUGAUGAUGUUAUUGAUGCUAUCGAUGACGCUGCUAAACUUAUCUAACAUUUAAGUUUAGGUGCUUCAUUUGCUUAAAUAAAGACUAAAUUCGACUCACUCCAUAAGAAGUUAUUAGAUAACACAUCACAUACUGCUCUCUUACAACCCGUCAUCACAGCUUUGACUGAACUUGCUACUCAUGGUGUCAACUAAAAAGCUUUGACUAAAAUUGCCCAACUUUUGAGCGAAAUCAGAUAAUAAUUAGUCUAAGAGAAAGCAGCUAAGACAGAUGUUGAAGAAAGAUAAGCUGCCCACUGGGCUGAAUUUUCAGUUCAUCUAGCUAAUGAACAUACGAGAUUAGGCGAAAGAAAAGCAUAAUUAGAAGUCUAAAUAUAAGAAUAAAAGGAUACUAUAGAAGAUGCUAUCUCAUGGAUAGAAUUCCAAACUUUGGAAUUAGAAAAUAGUGAAGAAAGACUUGCUGGAUAAUAAACAUGGUUUGCUGUCUAAUCCCAAAUAUAUGAAACUUAAACUGCUGAACGAACUGCUUAAUAAGAAAUUAUUGACAGACUCUAAGAACAUAUUAGUGAAAAAUUGUCAACUACUGCUUAAUUUAUUGCAAGCAGAAACUGA